Messenger RNA from Eriocheir sinensis (Chinese mitten crab), 3180 nucleotides. RefSeq names its product plexin domain-containing protein 1-like. Bases 75 to 2177 code for a protein of 700 amino acids. The record is from RefSeq and is a predicted model, not a curated record. NCBI's taxonomy places the organism in Eukaryota, Metazoa, Arthropoda, Malacostraca, Decapoda, Varunidae. The transcript has 13 exons.
UCCUCCUCCUCCUCCUCCUCCUCCUCUCUCUCUCUCUCUCUCUCUCUCUCUCUCGUGACGUCAUCGAAACCAUCAUGGCGGCGCGGGGAGGUUGCGUCUUGUUGUUCCUCUUCUUAUUUUCCUUUUUACUUGACAACGCUGCGGCGGGGCACCUCACAGAUGGAGAUAGCAGAAGAAGUAGCAGAGGAAUUCAGUACAGCAUAGGAGGAGGAGGAAGAGGAGGAGGAAGAGGAGGAGGAGGAAGAGGGGAGGAUGGAGAAGAUCAUAUUGAUCCUGAGAUUCGUCUGAUGGGGAGAAAGAGAAGAGAUGUUGAGAUCACCACCUCCACCACCUCACCACCACCACCACCACCAUCACCACCAUCAACACCACCACCAAACAACAAGAAAAAAGAAGAAAAAGAAAAUUACUUAAAAAAUUCAAGCAAAAAGAAACCAAUUUAUACCAAGAAAGCAACUCCUACAAUUACGACUACUAUUACUGCUGUAUCUACUACUGCUACUACUUCUACUACUACUACUACUACUGCACCUUCUACUGGAGUUGACGAUGGGUUUGCCGAAGAUGCUGCUGGUGAUGACGGUGAUGAGAACAGGACUGGAAAUGUAGAUGUGAUGGAUACCACCACAACCUCAACCACCACCACCACCACCACCACCACACCUCCGCCACCAGUCCCAGCGGUGGAGAAGGAGGUGGAGGAGGAGGAUGAAGAGGAGGAGGAGGGAGGGGAAGACAUGGAGGAGGACAGCGUGGAGCCAGUCCAGGGUUUUGUGACCACCAAUGCAACUGUGGACCAUCAUAGGUACUAUCGCUCUCACACCAUCAAGGGCAUCGAGGAGGUUCAACAUUACUGGGUCGAUUUGGACUCCAUUGAAAGAGAGGAAGUUAUCACCAAUGAAAUGCUCUCUGCCUCACACCGCAGGGCUGCCACGGUGACCCUGACCUUCCCGUUCCCCUUCUACGGGCAUCUCCUGCGGAACAUCACCAUUGCGACGGGCGGGUUCCUGUUCACUGGGGAGUUCGUCCACACCUGGCUGGCAGCGACGCAGUACAUCGCGCCCCUCAUGGCUAACUUUGACACCUCCAUGAGCAAGAACGCGUCAGUCAAGUACGCGGACAAUGGCACCUCCUUCACCGUACAGUGGAACAACGUGCCUCUGAAGGACCACGCCGAUGCUGGAACAUUUACUUUCCAGGUCACCCUACACAAGAACGGCGACAUCGUUUUCACCUACAAGCAAGUGCCGAUGUUUGUGACCGCGAUCAUCGACGACCAACAUCCCGUCAAAGUUGGGCUGUCCGAUGCCUACAUUGUGGACCGGACCAUCUUCUUCGUGCGCCGUAAGACCAUCUACGAGUACCACAAGAUUGACAUGAAGAAGAAGAACAUGAUCGGAAACUGGACGGCAAUACUCUUCAAGGCUCUGCCCACCUGUGUCUCCAUGCACACCUGUGAUGCCUGUCUGUCGCAGAAGAUCAGUUUCCAGUGCCAGUGGUGUGACAGCAUUGGGCGGUGCAGCAAUGGCCUGGACCGGAACAGACAGGAGUGGCUUCUCAACAGCUGUGAGACCCACCAUACCCAGCUGGCCGAAAGCUGCCCCCCCGCCCCCCCCGGCUCCCCCCAGGGCGAGGACAGCUACCCCGAGACCUUUGGGGGUGACGCUGCGGUGGAGAGCUUCACUGCAGGUUCUUCCUCCAACACUAACACCACCAGGGAGGGAGGGAGAGAAAAUUCCUCCUCCUCCUCCUCCUCCUCCUCCUCUCCUCUUCCUCUUCCUCCUCCUUAUGAAUAUGAAAACUCCUCCUCCUCUUCCUCCCCUUCCUCUAAACCUCCUAUGAAUCCUACCCCCUCCCCCUCCUCCUCCUCCUCCUCCUCCUCCUCCUCUUCCUCCUCCCUGGCUGGUACAGAGGAGAGAGGAGAACAAGACAGACAGACACAAGCAUUGAGAGACAAGGAAGGCGGUGAUGGCGGUGGUGGGGGCAGCGUGGGCGUGGUGAUCGGCGUGGUGUUCCUGGUCACCCUGCUCAUGGCCCUGGGCUGGGUCUCCUAUGCUUACUUCUACCCGCACAGCACCUCGGGGCAGCUGCUUAUCAAGUACCGCCCAAGCACCUGGUCGUGGCGGAGCGGCGAGGCGCGGUACACAGCAGCCGCCAUCCACAGCAUCCACAUGUAGACAGCCGCCGGCCGCCACCAACCACCCAGCCGCCAGAGCCGCCGCACACACAGGAACGCACAUACACGUACACACACACACGCCAGCCGCCAGAGCCGCCGCACACAUAGGAACGCACAUACACAUACACACACACACGUCAGCCGCCAGAGCCGCCACGCACACAUACGUACACGCACACGCCCUGGGAUUGACGCACAUGACGGAAUGUUGAAAAAAAAAAAAGUGGGUUGUUUUAUAAAGAAAAGAAGAAGAAGAAGGAAAAGAUAAUGAGAAAAUAAAGAUAGAAGGGAAAGAUAAAGAUAGUGUGUGUAGAGAGAGAGAAAGAAGAUGGAAAGAAAAAUAAAGAAAGAAAGAAAAUGGGAAUAUUGAGAGAGAUAAUAAUGAGAGAAUAAAGAUAGAAGGAAAAGAUAAAGAUAGUGAGAUAAAGAUAAAGAUAGUGUGUGUAGAGAGAGAAAGAAGAUAGAAAGAAAGAAAGAGAAAUAAAGAAAAUGGAAACCUCGAGAAAAAUAAGAUAAUAAUAAUAAUAAUGAGAAAAUAAAGAUAGAAGGGAAAGAUAAAGAUAGUGUGUGUAGAGAGAAAGAAAAUGGAAGACAAAUAAAAUAAAUGAAGAAAAAAGAAAAUAGAAGAAAAUAAAUGAAAAAAAUAGAAGAAAAUAAAUGAAAAAAAUAGAAGAAAAUAAAUAGAAGGAAAAUAAUAAGAAAUAGAAGGAAAAAGAAAGAAAGAAAAGAAAAGAAAAAUGAAGAAAAAGAAAAUAAAUUAAGAAAAAAGAAAAUAAAUAAAAGGAAAAUAACAAGAAAUAGAAGGAAAAAGAAAGAAAAGAAAAAACGAAACAAAAGAAGAAAAAGAAAAUUAAUGAAGACAAAAAUGAAGAAAAUAAAAGAAAAUUAAAAAUAAUAAGAAAUUGAAGGAAAAAAAGAAUGAAAGGAAAUCAGAAAAAAGGAAGAAAAGAGGAAAAUGAGAAGAAAAAAAACUAUUAUAAAGAAGAAAACAAAGAAAAUAA